Molecule: messenger RNA, 1257 nt
Organism: Meyerozyma guilliermondii ATCC 6260
Lineage: Eukaryota; Fungi; Ascomycota; Pichiomycetes; Serinales; Debaryomycetaceae
Gene: RPT4
Product: proteasome regulatory particle base subunit
Exons: 1
Coding region: 1-1257 (418 amino acids)
Biological process (GO): positive regulation of RNA polymerase II transcription preinitiation complex assembly
Cellular component (GO): proteasome regulatory particle, base subcomplex; cytosolic proteasome complex
Molecular function (GO): ATP hydrolysis activity; proteasome-activating activity; ATP binding
Source: RefSeq, a predicted model, not a curated record
AUGGCAGAAGAAGACCCGCUUUUGGCAGCGUUAAACGAAGAAAACGGCGAUCGUGGCGCCACUUCCGCAUCAGAUCCGGCCCCAGAAGUCGACACUGAACGCCAGAGGGCGCUUUCUCGUUUCAAAGACAAACUUUUGGAACAUCGUCGAUGGGACGCUCGACUCAAGGAGUUGCGAAUGAGUAUACGAGAUCUCGACAAGGACUACGACAAGACAGAAAACGAUAUCAAGGCGCUCCAGCUGGUGGGCCAGAUUAUUGGGGAGGUGUUGAAACAGUUGGAUGACGAAAGAUUUAUUGUAAAAGCAUCGUCGGGGCCACGGUAUAUUGUCGGGUGCCGUAACACAAUCAAGAAAGAAAGUCUCAAAAAUGGAGUACGAGUGGCAUUGGACAUGACCACGUUGACCAUCAUGCGGAUCUUACCUCGUGAAGUGGACCCAUUGGUGUACAAUAUGACCACUUUUGAGCCGGGUGAAAUAUCGUUCAACACCAUCGGUGGAUUGACCGAACAGGUUCGUGAAUUGCGUGAGGUGAUUGAGCUUCCGUUAAAGAACCCCGAGCUUUUCACCAGAGUGGGUAUCAAGCUGCCCAAGGGAGUGUUGCUCUAUGGACCUCCAGGAACCGGUAAGACAUUGCUCGCCAAGGCAGUGGCUGCCACCAUCGGUGCCAACUUUAUAUUUUCCCCUGCAUCGGCCAUUGUCGACAAGUAUAUCGGUGAAAGUGCCCGUUUAAUCAGAGAGAUGUUCGCCUACGCCAAGGAACAUGCCCCAUGUAUCAUCUUCAUGGAUGAAGUGGAUGCCAUUGGUGGACGUCGUUUCAGUGAGGGAACAUCGGCUGAUCGUGAAAUUCAACGUACUUUGAUGGAGUUGCUCAACCAGAUGGACGGUUUCGAUACAUUGGGCCAGACAAAGGUUAUUAUGGCCACCAACCGUCCCGACACAUUAGAUCCUGCGUUGUUGCGUGCUGGUCGUUUGGACCGUAAGAUCGAAAUCGGCUUGCCUAACGAGGCUGGUCGUCUUGAAAUCUUCAAGAUCCACACAUCCAAGGUAUCGAAGCAGGGCGAGUUCGAUUUCGAGGCAGUCGUUAAAAUGAGUGAUGGGUUCAAUGGUGCUGAUAUUCGUAAUGUUGUCACCGAGGCAGGGUUCUUUGCUAUUCGGGACGAGCGAGACUACAUUAUACAAAACGACCUCAUGAAGGCGGUCCGUAAGGUUGCCGACGUCAAGAAGUUGGAGGGCAAGUUAGACUACGAGAAGUUGUGA